GCAACUGCAACUGCAACUGGAAUAUGUCCAAGGUGCAGCCCAUGGCGUCGACACGCUCACGUCCCCGCCCCCGGCAAGCAGGCAGCGAGAGAGGGCGAAGUGGACAUGCGGACGCCAUCAAUGGAGAUGUGAGCAGUGUCCUGGACUACACCAGCAGCAGUUCGAUUAUAGAGUUUCUGGCUAAGGAGCAGGACUGCAGUCUGGAGCCCGCCGAUCCGGAUGUCAUAUUCCAGGAGGUGAAUCGCCUCGCAGACAGUACAGAUAUGCGCUCCGUGGAUGAGCUGCUGCUGGAGGCGGAGCGUCUUAUACAGCAACAAUUGCGAUUAGGUGAUGGCGAUGGAGACGGUGACGGUGACGGCGACGAUGACAUCGAUGGUGAUGGCGAUGGCGAUGGCGAUGGCGAUGCCAGCUGUCCGUUGCAGACACCCUCGACCACGCCCUCGCCGCAAUCGCUGGCAUCGCCACAGAAUAGCAUCAAGCUAAACACACGCUACACUCGCUGCAUCAGCAGCAGCACCACCACCAUUAGCACCAUCAAAGCCAGCACCAUGUCUCCAUGUCAAGCCAAAGCCAAUGCGAAUAAAGUCAACGAGGUGUUGGGCAACUCCACAGCCUCCACGCCACUGACAGCAGAGCCGCAGACCAAUUUUGUGGCGUUCGUCGAGAAUCUGCCCUCAGAGUCGGUCAUCUCCGAAGAGUCCACGCCCAAGGAUCUCCACAAUCAUACGCACAAUGGUGGCGGUGGCAGCGGCAUCUUGGCUCAGCAGCUGCAGCAGGAGCAGGUCGAUAACACCGAUGACGAUGAGGACACGAUGGAGGAGCUAACCGAAGCGGAGGACUGUGCAGGAGUUGCCCUGCAUCGCAGCAGCAGCAGCAGCAGCCAGCUGCAGGCACAGCCAGUGGCCAGCUGCCAGCCCAUAGCGCCAAUGGCCAGCUACUCGGAGAAGGCAGUGGGUAGCUCGCCGAAGCAUUUGGUGCACACGCUGACCUCGCCCAUCGAACAGAUCGUUGCGUGCAGCGUGUCGCGGGAGCAUGUGCUCAAGCAGGAGAUCGAGAAGCUGCAGGAGCAGCUCAAGGACACCGAGGAGCGUCUGGCGUCGGUGCGGCUGCAGAGCGAGUCGCUGUCGCAGACGCAGCGCGCUCUGCGGGAUCACAACGGGCGGCUGCAGGAGGAGUCCGAGAUGCUGAAGCUGGAUGUGCAGCAUCUGCAUGAAUGCGCCGGCGUCUUGCGCAGCGAACUGCAGUCGGCACGCCGGGAUCGGGAUGAGGCGGUGCAGCUGGAGCGUUCGUUGCGCAGCGAGCUGAAGGAUGUGCAGCAGGAGCGCCGCCAGGCGGCCGAUAGCAAAGAGAAGGACGCCAGGAUCAUACAGGACUUGCAGCGCCAGUGCCGCGAAAUGGAACGCAUUCUCAUGCGCAAGCAUCCCGAUUCCGUGUCGGCUCUAAUAGUUGCCUCGAAGAGCUCCAGCAUCUGCUCGCUGAACGACCAGGAGAACCUGAACAGCCGCAAGCUGCUGGAGCAGCGCAUCGCACAGCUCGAAUCGGAUGCCAAGGAGCAGGAUCGCAAGGCUCAACAGAUUUUGGCCAACGUGCAGGCGCGCUUCAACUCCGUGCAGGCCAAGUACGAGACGCACAUUGCCGACCUGGAGACGCAGGUGCUCAACCUGCAGGAGAUCAACACGAAGCUGAACGAGCAAAUCGAAUCGCAGGUGCGCACCUUGGAUCGCUUCAUGCAGAAGCGCGCCGACAGAUACUACAACAACUGCACCCAAACGGAGCCACAGCUGGAGCAAGUGCAGCAGGUGGAUCAGAGCAAGGCCAUCAGCAGCAGCGGCAGCAGCAGCAGCAGCACGAGCACCCAGACGCAGGCGGGUGGCUCCAUGCGGGAUCACAGCACAAAUACCAUUGGCUGUCCCUCGCCCAGCAUCAGCUGUCAGCAGCAUCUUCUCCAUCAUCAGCAGCAGCAGCAGCAGCAGCUGCACUCGGCUGGCAGCAGCAGCACGAGCAGCACAGCCAACUCGACGCCCAACACCUCGCGACCCAAUUCGAAGCAAAGCGGCGCACAGCGACGCAAUCCCUCGGCUGUCCUGGGCGUCUCCAAGUUGCCCAUCUCCCAAUCGGACUCCACCCUGUCACUGCUCAGCCACGGCCAUGGUCCAUCGGGUGCCGGCCAGCUGCAGGACUCGCAGCUGCUUAGCUCGCUGCGCAGCAUGCGCAUCGAUUUGGCACUGAAGAACAAGGCCAUGCAGCGGCUCACCCAUGAGCUGGACGAUUGCAAGAAGACCAUACGGAAGCUGCAGCGCGAGCGCGAAAGGGAAAGGGAUCGUGAGCGGGAGCCGUCAGCAGCCGGAGUGGGAGCAGCUGCUGUUACUCCAGGCUCGCGUUUGGAGAGCAAGUUGCAAGGCGUUGGCAUGUUGCCUGGUGGUGGCGCCGCCGCUCAGCGACGUGGACACGACCAUCAUCAUUAUCAUCAGCACUAUCCGGAUCACGUGCCGGCGACCACAGAGAAUCAGGCUCUGAAGGAGGCGCAAAACAAAUUCCAUCUGCUCGAGGCAGACUACAAGACGUUGCAUGACAAGCGGCUGCAUGAUCUAAAGACGCUGCAGAGCGCCCACGAGCGGGAGCUGGCCUCGUGCAAUGAAACGGUGCGCAUUCUGCAGCAGCGCUUGAAUGAGCGCGAGGAAGCGUUUGCCACGCAGAAGCGGCGCAAGGUGCCCGUCGAUUACUAUGCGCUAAAGGCAAAGGUCUCGCUGCUGGAGCGUCGGCACUCGGAGCGUGAGGAGCGGCUGCACAUGCUCGUCGAGGCGCUCAGCAAGGGACGACUGAAUGGGGCACUCGAGGAUCUGCUGCAGGAGAAUAACAAUAAGUAGCUGAGCAUAGUUUAAGAAGCAGAAGCAGAUCAGAACAGAGCUGAUCAGAACACACAAUUAACAGUUAUCGAUCAUGUUAUCGUUAUCGCCAUCGCCGACGCCGCCGCCGCCGCGGACGCUGUCGUGCAAUUGAAAAUUAAACAAAUCGAAAUUUGUUUAAACAAAUUACAUUUGUGUUAAAUGUGUUAAUGGAACAAUUUUUUUUAUAAAAAGUAUUAUGUAUUACAAUUGAUCGAUAGAUCGAUAACAGUUGCAGCCAAAUUGAAUUUACUAUUUUUU
Messenger RNA from Drosophila hydei, 3146 nucleotides. RefSeq names its product centrosomal protein of 162 kDa. Gene Ontology annotation, biological process: cilium assembly. The transcript is spliced from 7 exons. NCBI's taxonomy places the organism in Eukaryota, Metazoa, Arthropoda, Insecta, Diptera, Drosophilidae. Gene Ontology annotation, cellular component: centriole; centrosome; axonemal microtubule. Bases 24 to 2867 code for a protein of 947 amino acids. The record is from RefSeq and is a predicted model, not a curated record.